UUGGGUCAUAACGAGGCAGCCAUAAAACCUUUGGUCACAAAGGGAUUGUCUCUGCAAGAAGGCAGGUCCAUAUCAUUGCUCCAUAUUCUUACAACUGUUUCACUUCGUCGUUUUUUAUCAACUCACGCUAAAAAGACAUGGCUUACCAUCCGCCCUCGUCCAGCCCUGGGAGCUGGAGCACCGGCCUGCUCGACUGCUGCAAAGACACCAGCGGCUGUUUGUUCGGGUUGUGCUGCUUCCCCUGCUUGCAGUGCCAGACUGCCAAGGAGUACGGCUGGUGCAGGUUCAUGCCCUGUCUGGACUUCUGCGGCAUCGUGUCCUGCAUACUCCGCUCCAACAUCAGAGAGCGCCACAACAUUCCUGGCUCAGCCUGUGACGACUGCUUAAAAAUAGCGUGCUGCUACCCCUGCGUGUGGUGCCAGAUGCAUCGAGAGCUGAAGCUCAGGGGCCGCAGCCAGUCGGGCGACAACGUGGUCACCGCUCAAAUCGGCUGAGCUUAACGCGCCGCCGACUCAGAGGCGGCGUGUCGAGUUUGUCUGAAAUGUCCUGCAGAUGCUUCAGGUGGACCGCAGUUUAAAACAUGUGUUAGUUUAGUGCUAUUCAGCAACAUUUUCUUUUGCUACUUCUCGAAGGUUUUGGAAUUAUAAAGCGAAUGCCUCUUACUGGCGUAUUUAGCAGUCUGUGUUUUCUAACAACAGGAUUGACGUUUCUGACUUUUGUUCCUCAAUAAAAUACUUUUUGCAAAUCUUCUCUCUU
This is a messenger RNA of Poecilia latipinna (sailfin molly), 756 nucleotides long. Its product is annotated as PLAC8-like protein 1. The transcript is spliced from 4 exons. Lineage: Eukaryota; Metazoa; Chordata; Actinopteri; Cyprinodontiformes; Poeciliidae. The coding region runs from base 138 to 494 and encodes 118 amino acids. The record is from RefSeq and is a predicted model, not a curated record.